CGGUUCCUAUGAGGCUCUGAAAGGCGGGAACACUACUGAGGCCAUGGAGGACUUCACAGGAGGGGUGACUGAGUUUUUUGAGAUCAAGGAUGCUCCCAGAGACAUGUACAAGAUCAUGAAGAAAGCCAUCGAGAGAGGCUCCCUCAUGGGCUGCUCCAUUGAUGAUGGCACAAACAUGACCUAUGGAACAUCACCUUCUGGACUGAAAAUGGGGGAGUUGAUUGCGCGGAUGGUGAGGAAUAUGGAUAACUCGCAGCUCAGGGACUCAGACCUCAUCCCCGGAGGCUCAGAUGACAGACCGACCCGGACAAUUGUUCCGGUUCAGUAUGAAACAAGAAUGGCUUGCGGGCUAGUCAAGGGCCAUGCCUACUCUGUCACUGGGCUGGAGGAGGCCCUGUUCAAGGGAGAGAAGGUGAAGCUGGUGCGGCUGCGGAACCCCUGGGGCCAGGUGGAGUGGAACGGCUCCUGGAGUGAUGGUUGGAAGGACUGGAGCUUUGUGGACAAAGCUGAGAAGGCUCGUCUGCAGCACCAGGUCACUGAGGAUGGAGAGUUCUGGAUGUCGUAUGACGAUUUCAUCUACCAUUUCACGAAGCUGGAGAUCUGCAACCUCACAGCCGAUGCCCUAGAGUCCGACAAGCUGCAGACGUGGACAGUGUCCGUGAAUGAGGGCCGCUGGGUGAGGGGCUGCUCUGCCGGAGGCUGCCGCAACUUCCCAGACACUUUCUGGACCAACCCACAGUACCGUCUGAAGCUCCUGGAGGAGGACGAUGACCCCGACGACUCUGAGGUGAUCUGCAGCUUCCUGGUGGCCCUGAUGCAGAAGAACCGGCGGAAGGACCGGAAGCUGGGGGCCAACCUCUUCACCAUUGGCUUUGCCAUCUACGAGGUUCCCAAAGAGAUGCACGGGAACAAACAGCACCUGCAGAAGGACUUCUUCCUGUACAAUGCCUCCAAGGCCAGGAGCAAAACCUACAUCAACAUGCGAGAGGUGUCCGAGCGCUUCCGCCUGCCUCCCAGCGAGUACGUCAUUGUGCCCUCCACCUAUGAGCCCCACCAGGAGGGAGAAUUCAUCCUCCGGGUCUUCUCCGAAAAGAGGAACCUCUCUGAGGAAGUUGAAAAUACAAUCUCCGUGGAUCGGCCAGUGAAAAAGAAAAAAAUCAAGCCCAUCAUCUUCGUUUCGGACAGAGCAAACAGCAACAAGGAACUGGGUGUGGACCAGGAAUCAGAGGAGGGCAAAGACAAAACGAGCCCUGAUAAGCAAGAGAAAUCCCCACAGUCACGGCCUGGCAACACUGACCAAGAGAGUGAGGAGCAGUUGCAAUUCCGGAACAUUUUUAGGCAGAUAGCAGGCGAUGACAUGGAGGUCUGUGCAGAUGAGCUCAAGAAUAUCCUUAACACGGUUGUGAACAAACAUAAGGACCUGAAGACUCAAGGGUUCACGCUGGAGUCCUGCCGUAGCAUGAUUGCCCUCAUGGAUACAGACGGCUCUGGGAGACUGAACUUGCAAGAGUUCCACCACCUCUGGAAGAAGAUUAAAGCCUGGCAGAGAAUUUUCAAACACUAUGACACAGACCAGUCUGGUACCAUCAACAGCUAUGAGAUGCGAAAUGCAGUCAAUGACGCAGGUUUUCACCUCAACAGCCAGCUCUACGACAUCAUUACCAUGCGCUAUGCAGACAAACACAUGAACAUCGACUUCGACAGCUUCAUCUGCUGCUUCGUCAGGCUGGAGGGCAUGUUCAGAGCUUUUAAUGCAUUUGACAAGGAUGGAGAUGGUAUCAUCAAACUCAACGUUCUAGAGUGGCUGCAGCUCACCAUGUAUGCCUGAACCAAGCUGGCCUCAUCCAAGGCCAUACAGAUCACUCAGGAUAUCCAUUUCAUCCAAUAUAGCUAGAGCCACUUACCUCAAAGGACACUGUAGCUGCGCCCUGCCCGGCCCCCCAGCAAGCCUCCAGGCACCUCAUCGGUCUUGUUCCUCCUCUGCUUCACUCCCCACUCGGCCUCAGGGCAUCUGUCCAUCUGUCACGCCCACAUUGACCCUUCAGUUAAGAAAUGAGAGAGAAUAAUUUUGUCCUUUUGCCACAUGGAGCCAAGUGUCUGUCUGCCUCAGCAAGUUGUAGCCCAGCUGAGACGUUUGCUCAGGAUCUGAGUGGCCUCAGCUCUGAAGUAAAUGCUCUCCUUAGCUUGCCCUAGGCUGUUCACAGAAGCAUUUGCCAAUGGCACUCAGCACUUCCUGUGCUAGUGUCCUCCAUCGCCUUCGUGUCACCCAUGGGACGGUAACCAAACUAGCACUUGGUUCUGUCUCAUUGUUUCAGGAUGGGCCUGCUCCGGGAUAAACUAGCUCAGUGGAAGAGGGCUGGAUACUUUGGGCUGUCUGACUCAUAAGUUUGGCUGCAUUCUGAAAAAGAGUUGAUCUAAAUAAAGGCAUGUGUAUGGCUGGUUCA
This is a messenger RNA of Leptonychotes weddellii (Weddell seal), 2444 nucleotides long. The record is from RefSeq and is a predicted model, not a curated record. NCBI's taxonomy places the organism in Eukaryota, Metazoa, Chordata, Mammalia, Carnivora, Phocidae.